GGUCAGAGUGAUAGACCUUGCAACCAGCAUAGGAAACACCAUACUGAAGCGGGACAACUUCAGACCUGACACGCCCAUUGUACUGGAGAAUUUGAAACCCAACAGAAACUACCAGGUCAUUGUCGACGCACUGGCCAGACAUGGAGCUGAGUUGCUCACUGCCAUUGCCAACUUUACCACAGCAGGCCCUGGACAGUACGGCUCUCCAGUUUCCACACAUUCUGACACCUCAUCACCACAGAUUGGAGCAACAACACAACCAACAAGAAGAACACCACCAACAGCAGCUCCGAAAACUUUGCCUACUAGACCAGCAACUGACGGAACCACAACAGAGCAACCACUCUUUUUUGUCACCACAGGCUUUGAGUUUGCGGUCACCACAGUGGAAGAGCCAGAGAACCAUGAUUAUGUUAUGACCACAAAAAUUCCAACUAAAACCCCAUACAGUGUUGAUAUAAGAUGGACAGUUGACCAGGGGCCUCUUGAGAACAUCAAAAACUUUUUAGUGACCAUCAAAGGAGAGAGGGGAAAUACACUUCUGGAGCAGACUCUGCCAGAGAACCAGAGGUAUAUAACAAUCCAAUCCCUCAAUCCAAACACAAAAUUUUUUGUCAACGUGAAAGCCAACGGGGCGCAGGGUUCUUUAGUGGAGUCUGAGGUAUCCUUUCAGACCGAUCCUGCUGAUGCCACACCAGAUACAACUAAUCCAGUUUUAGAAUUAGAAGCCAAUGAGGUAAGAGCCCACAACACAAGAAUUGAUUGGACGCUUGUCAAUGUUGAACCAAACCUGGUGAAAAAUUACAAGAUGAGAGUUUUAGACAGUGGCCCAGAUGGAUUCAACUUGCUGACUCAGACAAUGCCCCCCAGCUCACAGUCACUCAGCCUGCAACAGCUACAACCCAACAAGCGGUAUCACGUGAUUCUGGAAGCCCUGGCCGCAGACAGUAGUGUGUUGAUGACAGCAUCCUUGACUUUUCAGACCCCAUCAGAGAACAGAUAUGGGCGUCCAGUCCGGGCUUCUUCCAGAGACAGACAACAGACCAGACAAGUCCCCGAACAAUUGUCCAGAAGUCAGGCAUCACAGCAAGGGUCACCUAGAGGGACAGAUGACACCUCAAGUGCAGAUCCCACGUUGGAGUUGAGGAUUCAACCGUUAGGCCAAUCCUCAUCUCAGCUGGCCUGGGCUAUACAGAACAUGCCAGUUGGGCUGGUUGAUGGCUAUGUCCUGAAAUUUAAGAGAAAUGGACCUCAAGGAGAUGUCAUUUUGCAGAUGAACCUGACACUCUAUGAGACUAUCUUCAAGGUGGAUGGCUUGGUCAGCAAUAAACAGUACUUUGUGGAACUGGAUGCUGUGUCUAAAAGUGGGUCACCAGUUGUGUCUGCCAGCACUGUCUACCAACCUGGCACAACUGUGGCCCCAAUUCGUGUGACCCUGAAACAGUCUGACAGAAGUCUGUCUCAGACACAAUUACAGGAAGGUGACAGUCAACGUGAUGAUGAUGACAAUUCCAAACCUGAAAUUGACCUGGAGCUGAACCCAGCUGGCCUGAACCAGGUGAAGGUUAACUGGACCGUGACCAAAGACAACAGAAGGAGGCCUAUUGCUCUCUACAAGAUCAAAGUCUACAAAGAUGGACCUGAGGGUUCUUUACUGCUAGAAGAUCAGCUAAACCUGGGUGUGGUUUCUUACACAGUCAGCGACCUGAUGGCCGACAUACGCUACUACAUCCACCUGGAUGCACUGGAUAAGUAUGGCAGUGUUAUAGAGUAUGUUGGAUACACAUUUCUAGUCCCACCUCCUGGACAUGCAGUGGAACCUAUCCGAACGUCAUCUGUGUUCAACAAGGAGAGAGCAGUGACCACAGUCAAGCCCAGGGAGCCACAAGAAUCACCCGAGGGUCAAGAACUGGUCAUCCUAGCUGUGGAGGCUCAAGACCCUAACACCAUGCUUGUUGAGUGGACGUCUGUCCAGACAGGUGUGGGAAAACGUCCACAAGAAACCAUUGUCCGCUAUGCAGAGUUCGCUGGCAAUGUUCGGGGAAAUUUCAA
Molecule: messenger RNA, 2052 nt
Organism: Candidula unifasciata
Lineage: Eukaryota; Metazoa; Mollusca; Gastropoda; Stylommatophora; Geomitridae
Source: the annotation of a GenBank genome assembly